AUGGACAGACAGCAGUGGAGGAACACGACUGAACACGGCUCCACCAACAUCAAGUCAUCGCAUGAUGGCACGUUGUUGGACGACCAGCUAGUGUCCAUUGGCCACUUUAAAACCUUGAAGAGCGUCACGUUGAGCCGAAGGUCAUGGCUCAGGACAUUGAGAGCAGCUGUACAGAGCGUUCUCACCCUUUGGAAGCGUCGUCAGUGCCAAGUGGAUGAUGGAGGCCGGCCUGAGAAGCAGGACAGCAGCAGCGAAUCACUUCCUGCUGGACAGUUUACGUCUGCUGUUCCUCAAGUUCAAAAACGCCUUGACGUUCACCCUGCAAACCAGCUGGCGCUCCAGCCCAUCAGUCGACAGACAGCAGCGUGCGUCCUCGCUCAGGGAUUUAUAGAGGAUGUACAUCUUGACCUGUCUACAGGUGAGAGUCUCCCGCUGGAUGGUGUUCAUACUCAGCCUCCGCACCUGCUGGUCUCUCAGGUGCUUCUGGAAUACUGGGCAAGUCAAGCAGAGUUGGAUGUGUUGCGUCCCAUGCGACUGCUCGCCCUGCCUGCACCCAGUGAUGAUGCUGAAGUUAUCGCUCACUUAUCUCAGAUUCCUAAAAUUCUGCCUGAUGGUGCAACAGCUCCUGUCAAAACAGAAGCUCAACAGCUGGGUGAGUCUUCACAUCAGUCACCAUCCAUGUGGGGGCGCUGGUUCUGGAUGACAUUAAAUAGAUGUUUGACGUCCAGAAGCCUGAGCUGCCCCACCAGCUGGAGCAUCACCAAUGUACAGACAACACGCAGACAUCACAAACGGAUCUAUGGCAGAACAAGACAAACAUGAAGCCUUGAUGAACAUGUCAAAGCUGUUCAUUGUAAAUAAUUGUACAUAUGUAAAUAAAAAUGGAAUAAGAAUGAA
This is a messenger RNA of Triplophysa rosa, 897 nucleotides long. RefSeq lists its product as uncharacterized. The transcript is spliced from 10 exons. The record is from RefSeq and is a predicted model, not a curated record. The coding region runs from base 1 to 822 and encodes 273 amino acids. NCBI's taxonomy places the organism in Eukaryota, Metazoa, Chordata, Actinopteri, Cypriniformes, Nemacheilidae.